Colletotrichum siamense is the source of this 3315-nucleotide messenger RNA. It is a transcript of the gene NUP85, whose product is annotated as Nucleoporin NUP85. The record is from RefSeq and is a predicted model, not a curated record. Bases 1 to 3315 code for a protein of 1104 amino acids. Gene Ontology annotation, biological process: positive regulation of DNA-templated transcription; protein import into nucleus; mRNA export from nucleus. The transcript has 2 exons. NCBI's taxonomy places the organism in Eukaryota, Fungi, Ascomycota, Sordariomycetes, Glomerellales, Glomerellaceae. Gene Ontology annotation, cellular component: nuclear pore outer ring. Gene Ontology annotation, molecular function: structural constituent of nuclear pore.
AUGCCCAACAAGUUCAGCUUCAACGACGACUGGAGCAGCUCGCCGCCAUCCACCCCUGGCCAGAACACAGGCAAGGGAUCGGCUUAUCCCUUUGGCGAUAAUCCGUCGACAACACCCGCAGGCCCUCCGCCGUCGUCUCAGGCGUCAUUCACACCUGCCGGCGCACCGUCUGCAUCCUACCUCGGAAGCUCCUUGUUGGGAGCUAGCACUAAUCAGAAAUCGUUCAACUUUGGCGGCGCGAGCACCUCGGGCCCUACGAAAAACCUCUUUGGACUCAGCAAUGCCACGUCCCAGAACCCCUUCUCGCAGAAGCCGUUGGGCCAGUCAAUCCACCAGAGCUCCAAGCACGUCAGGCAGCCCUCGGGACUGAGCAAGGAGUAUGGCGCCGCAGAGCGCGACGUAACAUACGACAACCGCACCGGCCGGUACAUGAUUCCCGACGACUCGGAGGAGGAAGAGGAGGAUGAAGAGGAGUACGACGAGCGUGAGGAAGCCGAUGCUGAGAUGGAGCGAUACCUCGAAGCCGAUAUCGAUGAGGAGGAUGCUGAUGGCGAAGCAGAGGACGAAGAAUAUGCCGAGGACGACGAUGACAUGUUUCUGAAUAUGCGCCACAGCACGCACCACGACGACGAGCCUGUCUACUCCGACGAUGGUGUGGAUGGCGGUAACGGGGAGGAGUCGGACCUCUUGCUUCUGGCAACACCAGCGGCGACGGAGCGCAUGCGCAAGGAAGCUGAAGAUAUCUUCCGUGCCUCAUCUAUGCGUCGCUCUUCAGCCUCCAGACGGAAGGACUUCAAGUACGCGUCUAUUGCAAAGGAUCUAUACAACCAGAUGGGUAUGACGGUGAUCACGGAGUCGCCCGAGGUUGUUUUGAAGACGGAGGACUUGGUGAACCAACUUUACGACGAGGGAAUUGGUGCGCAAGAAGACCCGGACAAGCUGGAUGGUUCUUUGGCGACGAUUGUGUACCCCUUGGUUGAGCUCUGGGACGACUUCUCCGAGACGCUGCCCAUGCCCGAAGGAGAGCACGUCGCUGAGAUUGGACCUGGGCCUGACGCUGAGCCCUUCCACAAGGCCGCCUAUGUCGCCAGGUUGGUCCUCCAGAUGCAUCACACCCGCUUUGCUGAGGGCCCCGGUGAGGUCAAGGCGCCACCUCUGCCCCAAGUCCUCUUCAACUGGAUCGAGGACAAUCACAACCUCUACCCUGAUCAGUUCAACAUCGUGAUGCGUCACAGGCCAAGCCCCGCCAGCCACAGCCUCUUCUGGCCUACACUACGAAGCGCACUCAUCCGCGGCAACGUUAACCUUGCUUCCCAGCUGCUGAGGAAUGCCGGAUGGGAGUCUGUCAGGAAGGGAACUCGCGCAGAACUGGCGUACAGCGGCAAGGCCUUGGACAACCUGCAGCGUGCUGUCGGCAUAACAUGCGAGGCACUCGACAUGUGCCCAGGGAACAAGGGCAACUGGGACCUCUUCAGCAGUGACUGGACGCUGUACCGCAUCCAAGCUAAGGGCUCACUGGACAAACUGCAGCGAUUCGCAGAGGGCAAGGAUAAGGGUUUGUAUGGCGGCGACAGCGACGACAGCUCAUACGGCCCUGGCCGCACAUCCCUGGCCCGCCUAGCCCGGAAAGCCGAGGGACAGGUUCCUUGGGAUAUCUACGAACACCUCCAGACCAUUUACCAGAUCAUCAUGGGUACUCCUGAUGCCAUUCUCGAGACGGCGCAAGAUUGGUGCGAGGCAACGAUUGGUCUUUUCGGAUGGUGGGAAGAGGGACGCGGACAACAGAAGAGCCUGCGCAUGUCUCGAUCGCAGGGACUGCGUCUGCCCGCUGUUUCGUCUGGUCCAGAGAGCUAUUUCGAGCGCCUGUCGCUUUCUUUCCACACUGCGAUCGAGUCGGAUUUCCAUAUCAACGCAAUGAACCCUGUCGAGGUGGCCAUUGCCUCCGCUUUCGAGUCGAACUUUGCCGCGGUAAUUGGCAUCUUGCGAGCAUGGUCUUUGCCCAUUGCUUCUUCCGUGGCGGAGCUUGCAUCUCUCGGACAGUGGCUUCCCAAGCCCGAGCCGCCCAACUUGAUUACUAUGGACAGCUUGGACAUGGAGGAUCUCGACAUCCUUGGAGUUAGCCCUCAGGGGGCUGAUGAGGUGGAGGGCAUCAAGGACACGACGCUCACGCAUUACGCACGAGAAUUGGCCGGAAUCGACCAAUUAUCUGAGACUCGCAGUGGCUGGGAGAUGGCGAUCCAAGUGCUGGGUCGCAUGGACUCAGCCGCCAAGUCUGAGGAGAUGGUGGGCGAGCUGCUUGGUGAUAUUCUGCAAACCAUCGACGGUGAUUCGGGCGUGACUGUGGACAAGAUCUGGAGGAUCUUGAACGAUCUCGGCAUGAUCAACUACGCCGAGCAGACCGCAGAGACGUAUGCAGACAUCUUGGGAGAAGAAUCUCACAGAUAUGGAGAGGCAUUGUGGUACUACGCCCUUGCCCACAGACCAGGCAAGGUGCGCGAAGUGCUCAACCUGCUAAUGUCUUACUCUCUCCUCCACUCUACGGUUUAUCCUCCUGCGAACGACCUGGACGACCACCUUCACAAGCUUCUGAACGAGCGAUCGCAAACUCUCGAGCAAUAUGCCAAACAAGACCUCGAAGCGGCACAACUUCUCGGCCGCAUGCUCAGUGGUUACGCUACGCUUAGAAAGUACUACGAGAUCCGGGAUACCGACGGACUAGCAAGCAUGUCGGCACACAAAUCUACUUCUCUUCGCAAGCAGGCCGCGUCCGCUCUAAUUGCUGUCGUCGCCAGCUCCGAUGACAACAUCCGCGGCGGCCUAUAUGAUGAGACGCGUGAUGCCGUUGUCAGCGAGGACUUCAUUCUUGCGCUGCUCGGCGAGGCUCUUCCAUUCGUCAACCAGAGCCCUGCAGUCAUCACGUUAGACCAAAUGGACAUCCUUCUCAAGGCGAUUGAGGACAUCCAGACGGUCAAUUCAACAAUAUUCAAUGCCGCAGACGAGUUCUUCAAGCUCGUUUUAGCUUCGGCUCAAGGUCUGAAGGGCUCUACGCCAGCGGACCUCAUGCGCAAGAGCACCGGCUCCCUCAGCGGAAGCUACAUGCUGAGCGGCAGCUCCAUGCUCGCCAGCCAGCUGAACCGCUCCAUCAGCGGCAGUGCCGGUCUCUCACGCGCUAACACCAAGCGUGGCUGGGACUGGAGAACAGGAUUGACGGCAAACGCAUCGGCGGAGGAUGUGCUUCGAGUCCUGAGGCUGGGCUUGUCGCGAGACCUGGCAACGUUGUGGCUGGCAGACGCUGAUAACACGCCAUUGUACUAG